AUGUCCGCUCUCGCUGUCGGUCUCGGCAUCCUCGGCGCCGGCUUCGGUGGCCGUGUCCUCUACCAGAUGUACCGCGGCGGCGCACGCGGCGCUGACAAGUGGAUCAAGGGCGGCUUCAAGGGCAAGAUGGACAAGCCAGAGGCUAUCCAGAUCCUGGGUCUCCGCGAGCCUCUCACCUCCAACAAGCUCAAGGACGCGCACCGUCGUCUCAUGCUCGCCAACCACCCCGACAGGGGAGGAUCCCCUUACCUUGCGGGCAAGGUCAACGAGGCCAAGGCGCUUCUUGACAAGACCGUGAAGAAGUAG
Messenger RNA from Apiotrichum porosum, 306 nucleotides. It is a transcript of the gene PAM18, whose product is annotated as mitochondrial import inner membrane translocase subunit TIM14. Gene Ontology annotation, molecular function: ATPase activator activity. Bases 1 to 306 code for a protein of 101 amino acids. Lineage: Eukaryota; Fungi; Basidiomycota; Tremellomycetes; Trichosporonales; Trichosporonaceae. The record is from RefSeq and is a predicted model, not a curated record. The transcript is spliced from 4 exons. Gene Ontology annotation, biological process: protein import into mitochondrial matrix. Gene Ontology annotation, cellular component: PAM complex, Tim23 associated import motor.